Pelobates fuscus (common spadefoot toad) is the source of this 2714-nucleotide messenger RNA. RefSeq names its product solute carrier family 1 member 4 (gene SLC1A4). The transcript is spliced from 8 exons. Gene Ontology annotation, molecular function: L-aspartate transmembrane transporter activity; L-alanine transmembrane transporter activity; L-threonine transmembrane transporter activity. Gene Ontology annotation, cellular component: plasma membrane. Bases 119 to 1714 code for a protein of 531 amino acids. Gene Ontology annotation, biological process: L-serine transport; L-glutamate transmembrane transport. The record is from RefSeq and is a predicted model, not a curated record. NCBI's taxonomy places the organism in Eukaryota, Metazoa, Chordata, Amphibia, Anura, Pelobatidae.
AGUUCUGUUAGUAGCUGUGAGAAGCGGAGCGUGGCUGCAGCUGGGGAGGAGAGCUGAUAAUUUGUAUCACUGAGACUCACCGAGAACCUAGCACCUCAUCCUGACAAAGAAAGUCAUCAUGGAGAAACCAUGUGAAUCCAACGGGCAUGCAGGGAAUUACUCAGACUGUACAGUGUGCCAGGUGGAGGACAGUAAAUCAAGUGGCAAGCCUAAGGAAGGGCAGGGAUGUGCCCAGUUUCUCAAGAAGAAUGCCAUAGUUAUCCUUACUGUGUCUGGGGUGCUGGUUGGGGUUGGUCUGGGCACAGCUGUGAGGGGUAUGAACCUCACCAAGGCUCAGAUGACUUAUUUUGCUUUCCCUGGAGAGAUGCUCCUCAGGAUGCUGAAGAUGAUCAUCUUACCUCUGGUGGUGUGCAGUUUGAUCUCAGGGGCGGCCAGUCUGGACACCAGGUCGCUGGGCAAGCUGGGAGGAAUCGCAGUGGGCUACUUCUUGGUCACCACCCUGAUGGCCUCAGGUUUAGCCAUUGCCUUGGGCUUCAUUAUCAAACCAGGUGCUGGGGCCGGUGCCCUGAACUCUAACGCCCUGGGAAUAGAAGAAACUCUGACAACCAACAAAGAAACUGUGGACUCAUUCUUAGACCUGGCCAGAAACUUGAUGCCUUCUAACCUUGUUGCUGCAGCUUUUCAGUCGUAUGCCACUGACUAUGUAACUCAAACUCGGAACACUACGGAAGGAAUGAUUGUUGAAAAGAUCCCUGUAGGUACAGAAGUUGAUGGAAUGAACAUUUUGGGGCUGGUCUUAUUUGCACUUAUUCUGGGCGUGGCUUUGAAAAAACUGGGUCCGGAAGGGGACGAACUUAUUCGUUUUUUUAAUGCUUUCAAUGAAGCUACAAUGGUGAUUGUGUCCUGGAUUAUGUGGUAUGUUCCCGUUGGCAUAAUGUUUCUUGUCGGAAGCAAGAUUGUGGAAAUGGGGGACAUCGUCCUGCUGGUGACCAGCUUGGGAAAAUAUAUAUUAGCCUCAAUCUUGGGUCACGUUAUUCACGGAGGAAUAGUGCUCCCACUUAUUUAUUUUGCGUUUACACGUAAAAACCCUUUCACAUUCCUAUUAGGGCUGAUCACACCCUUUGCAACUGCGUUUGCAACAUCUUCAAGCUCUGCAACUCUUCCAACCAUGAUCAAGUGCAUCGAAGAAAAUAACGGUGUGGACAAGAGAAUUAGCAGGUUUAUCCUGCCCAUCGGGGCCACAGUUAAUAUGGAUGGAGCGGCCAUCUUCCAAUGUAUGGCUGCCGUUUUCAUUGCUCAAAUGAACAAUGUUGAUCUGAAUGCUGGACAAAUCUUCACUAUACUAGUCACUGCUACUGCUUCAAGUGUGGGAGCAGCAGGUAUCCCUGCAGGGGGCGUCCUAACCAUAGCGAUUAUUCUGGAGGCCAUUGGACUCCCUACCAAUGAUCUGUCAUUGAUUCUGGCUGUUGACUGGAUUGUGGACCGAACUACAACCGUGGUAAAUGUUGAAGGGGAUGCUCUUGGAGCCGGAAUUCUUCAUUAUCUCAACCAAAAGGAAAUUGCAAAGAAACAGCAGGAGCUCACGGAUGUUUACGUCGAGGCUGUGCCCAACUGCAAGUCUGAAGACGAAACAUCUCCCCUUGUAAUGCACAAGGACCAGACUCUAAACCCAUCCCGCGUUACUGUGCCAGAAUCAAAGGAGUCCGUUCUGUGAUGUGCUUCGGAACUUAGCGAUGAGACUUUUUCAGCUACACCAGGCCAUACAUUCACUGCCAUAGCUCCUAGAAUAGGGAAUCGUAAUCCUAUCCUCGAAGAAGCCAUAGGCAACUUGGACUGAUCCAGAAUUAGAGAGUUUACACUAUUCAACGUGACCUUGGCUUAUUUGUAUUAUCAUCUGGCACUUGGUACAAAAAGUCCGGCAAUGUAUAUGCUUGUUUCAAUGGACCCCUGCAUAAAAAGCAUGUUCAUUACUUUCAAAGUGCAAUUAUACAGGGAUCAGAUUGAGGAAAAGGAAGCAGAAUAAGUUGAGUAGAACGUAAUGUUAAUGUAUUCGUGGGCUCUUUUUUUUUUUUUACUAUAUUUCAAAUGUUCUAAUAAUUCUGCAUUGCAUGGUGGGGGGCAAAAUAAAUGUUGUAAGGGGUUUAGUCACUAGACUGUGAAUUGACCACCUGCUUGCAAAAUGUAGCCAAACUAACGGAGCUUGAACAGUAUCCCCAGUUCUGCUGAGCUAACAUUUUAUUUUCAAUUUGCAAUUUUUAUCCUACAUUUUGGAGGUUGGUUUUCAACUAACUAUUCACUAGAGAAUAGAACCCACAAUUUUAUUUUAUUUUUAUUAUUAUUAAUUUUUUGUAUACAAAAAAAAUGACAGGAUGUUUCUGUGCAUGCUGCCAAAAGAGUACAGAAUGAAUUGGGAAUAUUUCAUGGAUACAUAUGAUGUGCUGAUAUGAUGUGACCCCUUCAGGAUUCUCCUAACCCUCUCCCAGGAGGGAUUAAAAGUGUUUAGUAUUGCAUUACAUUACACUACAUUUGUAAAAUAUCUAAACACGUACCUUUUGGGAAAAUGUAUAGACAUUUUUAGAUUUACUUCUCUUUUAAAAAUGUAUUCAUAAUGUGUUACAUAUAUUGGGACAUUUAAACCAAAAAAAAAAAGUUGUCCUUUGAAUAACAACUGCAAUUGUGUUAGGGGCCAAAAUGUAGUGUUUUCUUUUCUUGAA